UCCGACACAUAGUGGGAGAGACUCUGCCCAGCGCAGUUCAGCCAGCAGCGACGCACACACAUACACCCAAAUACGCUAUUGGCCGACCGACUUCUGACUUUAAACAAUGCAGAGCAGGCCAAAAAAGUUGGAAACUGUAUCUUUAGGCACGGGACUGGCUGGGACAGCAGCUGUGAGCCCACGUUCAUGUGUUGGUUCCCCUGCAUUCCUAAGGAAAGUCAUCUGAAGAGCUGGGAGAAGACGCCAACAGUCCGACUGCGGUGCCAUUAGAGGAAAUCCAUUAAUCUUUUAUACAUAUCGGAUUUACCACAGCUGGAACAUCAGUUUAGCUUUCGUUUUAGGACAGAUUUACUGUUUAAGGCUCCAUAGGCUACAGUUUGGAACCUACUUUUCGAGGCGUUGGAUCUGUUUUACGCACGGGAUUUUCUAAACAAAUGAAAACCUGCGAUUGCUCCUCAGCUUUCUACCUUCACCCUCUCAGGUCAUUUUACCACACUGACCCAACUCAUCAUCACCCGCUACACCAGCUUUGACGAAGGCGACUGAAAAGCGUCCCUCCGUGCAUCCAAACGCACCGGCGUGCGGCUGAGAAUGCGUGGAGGAGGUUUCCCGAUGUCUGUCCCCGUGGUUAUGACUCUGCUUUUGGUCGUCAUUGACGUGAAGGCCAGCGGGGAGUACUGCCACGGCUGGCGAGACCCCCAGGGAGCCUGGAAGGACGGGUUCCAGUGUCCGGAAAAGAUCGAUGGGGAGGACGCGAUCAUCUGCUGUGGGAAGUGCGAGCUGCGCUACUGCUGUGCCAGCACGGAGGCGCGGCUGGAUCAGGGCAGCUGCGACAACGACAAGCAGGCAGAGGUGCCGGGGACGGAGAGCAAAGAGGACAAGGACUCCCGUGCAGUGCCGAUCUACGUGCCCUUCCUGAUCGUGGGAUCUGUGUUUGUGGCCUUCAUCCUGGUGGGUUCUGUGGUCGCUGUGUGCUGCUGCCGCUGCCUCAGACCGAAGCAGGAACUCUCCUCUGCAAGUGCCACAGGAAGCGGAACUACGGGCGGGCGCCUCCUGGAAACCAUCCCAAUGAUGGCAAACAGCUCCAGGGGCUCCUCGUCCCGUCAGUCCAGCACGGCCACCUCAUCCAGCUCUUCAGCUCCGCCUGCUGGGGCCCGCACUGGUCCCCCUCAGCUAAUGCGGGCUCAAGCCUCCUGCUGUCUGCCCCCUGAUGCCAGUGUCUUCGUCAACAUGCCGACCAACUUCUCAGUUCUCAACUGCCAGCAGGCCACCCAGAUCAUGUCCCAUCAGUCACAGUUCAUGCACCCACAGUACAUCGGCUACGCCCACCCUGUGUCCUCUACGGCAGCCUUUUUAGACCACAGCCAGGGGGGAUACAGACCCCUCCAGUCCCCCUGUCCUCCUCCAACAGCAGGAUCCAGUGACAAUAAAUGCCCUCCAAUGACAGUGUGAUGAGGGGGCUAACCUGCAGACCACUCUGCACUUUGUUGGAGCAGGGACGUAUGGGCUCACUUCCAAAGUGGAGAAAAGAAAAAUAAAUCAAGGAGUCCAACUCACAUGAAAGACUUUUAAAGUUGUUCCCAGUCUAGAUCUGCCCUGCUAUUGUGUGUGGUGUGGUGUUUCAUAUGAUCUCUUGGCAAAGUGUCACUGAGCUAAGCUCAACCCGUGAUGGGGGUUUAUGAAUCCAUAAACAAUUCUCUGCAAACUGAAUGUUUUAGGGUUUACCACAGGCCAGGUGGAUAACAAUGCACAGUUCAAUGCAGUACAACAUGCAGCUCAAAUCAACUCUGCAUAUGUUUCUGUGUGCAAGGACCUGUAUGCAAAGUGUGAAAAGAGAUUUGCUGGCUUAUAUGUGCAGGAAUGAGUGACGACUGUUUGAUUUAUAGUAUGAAAAAUGGAUCUUUGAGCAAAAAAAGAACAAGACCACAUGCUUUGUUUAAGCUCCAUGCACAUCUGUGGCUGUGAAUAAAUGCGAGUGAGUUUAGACAACAAGGUGUAGUUUGUUUGUGUUGAAAGCGUGAGGAGAGAAAGCAUGUGGAUAGACAUUUAGUGUGAGUAUGAAGCAUAGACGGAUGUGGUUUUAUACGAGUAACUGUGAGUGAACUGGGUGUAAUGGGAAAUGCAGGUGGUGUGAUGUGUAAGGCUGUUGCAAUCUCCCAGCAGACCAUUUAAAAUCUAAUGAAGUGAACACGGGACGCAGACUGUGACGCUCCACCCAAAUAUACCAGUACCCCCCACCCCUUUAGUCCACCACCCAGAAAGAGAAAACAUCCCCGAGCGGAAACACACUCACAGACCCCCAAAUGUGGCAGUAUUCACACAAAGCUGGUGGUUAAUGUUCCCUGGAAGUGUUACUGUGACAUGAGCAAGAGUGGAAAUACACAGCAAGGAAUCUGAAAGCCUAACCCCUUCAAUUAUUUCCUGUGAGAGGCCGUGGUAACUUUUGAUAUGGGCCACAGGGAGACUAAAGCAUAGAGGCUUUGUAAAGGAUUGCACUGCAUUUUACCCUUCCUCAUAAUGUAAUUUUCUCUAUUUAAAUGUUUGGGGGUAAUUCAAGAGCCGGCAAUGGUGAGAGGUGUUUGUGACAAACGCCGCACAGUUCAGUGAACUUGCAGCAGCAGGAGCAAGAGUAGCUCCAGGCCAGGUUUGAGUCACAGUUUUCCACUUGAAAAAAAAAGGCACGGAAGGGGCAGUUAUUGGCUGCGAAUUAGGAAAAAUAAACAAAACUUGCUUAAUUUCCAGCCAUUCUGUGCAAGGUCAUGCAACAAGGUCUGGGGAACAUGCGUUUCAUGAGAACGUGCAACUACACCGAGUGUACCGUGUUUGUGGACCUCAGCUCUAAUCCAAGCACAUUGUAAGAUUCAGUGGGAAGCUUCUGUGAGACAAACGGUGGAUUCAUUAUAGGUCUCUCUGAAAUAAUAUAUAAAGCAGGGGGAGAUGACACUUUUUCAUAUGAAUUUGAAAAAUAAACAUUUUAAAACUGAA
Girardinichthys multiradiatus is the source of this 2985-nucleotide messenger RNA. Its product is annotated as protein shisa-2. The transcript is spliced from 2 exons. The record is from RefSeq and is a predicted model, not a curated record. Bases 592 to 1452 code for a protein of 286 amino acids. Lineage: Eukaryota; Metazoa; Chordata; Actinopteri; Cyprinodontiformes; Goodeidae.